Molecule: messenger RNA, 1662 nt
Organism: Gavia stellata (red-throated loon)
Lineage: Eukaryota; Metazoa; Chordata; Aves; Gaviiformes; Gaviidae
Product: solute carrier family 22 member 4-like
Exons: 10
Coding region: 1-1662 (553 amino acids)
Biological process (GO): transmembrane transport; carnitine transport
Cellular component (GO): membrane
Molecular function (GO): transmembrane transporter activity; ATP binding
Source: RefSeq, a predicted model, not a curated record
AUGCACGACUACGAUGCGGCCACCGCCUUCCUGGGCGAGUGGGGCCGCUUCCAGCGCCUCGUCUUCUUCCUGCUCAGCGCCAGCAUCGUCCCCAACGGCUUCAACGGGAUGUCGGCCGUCUUCCUGGCCGGCACCCCCGAGCACCGGUGCGCCGUGCCCCGCGGGGCCAACCUGAGCGGCGAGUGGCGCAACGCCAGCAUCCCGCUGGAGCUGCGGGACGGGCGGGCGGCGCCGAGCCGCUGCCGCCGCUACCGCCUGGCCGCGCUCGCCAACUUCUCGGCGCUGGGGCUGCGGCCCGGCUCCGACGUGGAGCUGGGCUCGCUGGAGCAGGAGCCGUGCCUGGACGGCUGGGAGUACAGCCGCGACGUCUACCGCUCCACCAUCGUCACCGAGUGGAACCUGGUGUGCGAGGACGACUGGAAAGCCCCGCUGACCACCUCCCUCUUCUUCGUGGGGGUCCUCAUCGGCUCCUUCAUCUCGGGGCAGCUCUCGGACAGGUUUGGCAGGAAGAAUAUCCUUUUUUCGACGAUGGCGGUGCAGACCGGCUUCAGCUUCCUGCAGAUCUUCUCUACCAGCUGGGAGAUGUUCACAGUGCUCUUUCUCAUAGUGGGGAUGGGACAGAUCUCUAACUACGUGGUGGCCUUCAUACUGGGAACAGAAAUUCUUGGCAAAUCAGUUCGUAUUAUAUUCUCUACAUUAGGAGUUUGCAUAUUUUUUGCAAUUGGCUACAUGUUGCUGCCACUGUUUGCUUACUUCAUCAGAGACUGGCGGAUGCUGCUGCUGGCGCUCACUGUCCCGGGGCUGUUCUGCAUCCCACUGUGGUGGAUCAUUCCUGAAUCCCCUCGGUGGCUGAUCUCCCAGGGAAGAUAUAAGGAGGCAGAAGUUAUUAUCCAAAAGGCUGCAAAAAUAAAUGGCGUUCCAGCCCCAGCCGUGCUUUUCGACACCGCGGAGAUGCAGGAUUCGAAGCCUCAGCAGCAGCAGAAGGCUAUCCUUCUGGACCUAUUUCGAACCCGAAACAUUGCAACUAUUACUAUUAUGUCAUUACUUUUGUGGUUUUUCACGUCGGUUGGUUACUUUGGCCUGUCCCUCAGCACUCCAAACUGGCAUGGAAAUGCCCACAUCAACUGUUUCCUCUCGGCUGUUAUUGAAGUUCCAGCUUACGUGAUUGCCUGGCUUCUCCUCCGCUCCCUCCCUCGGCGCUACUCCUUAUCUGGCACCUUCUUUUUAGGGGGAGGUGUUGUCCUCUUCAUUCAGCUCGUUCCUGCAGAUCUUAAUGUCCUGUCUGUUGGCCUGGUGAUGCUUGGAAAAUUUGGCAUCACAGCUGCGUUUUCAAUGCUUUAUGUCUACAAUGUGGAGCUAUACCCAACGCUAGUCCGAAACAUGGCAGUCGGAGCUACGUCCACGGCUUCCAGGCUGGGCAGCAUCAUUGCUCCUUACUUUGUUUACCUGGGUGCCUACGACAGAUUCCUACCAUAUAUCCUGAUGGGAAGCCUGACUGUGCUGAUCGGGAUCCUUACCCUGUUCCUCCCGGAGAGCUAUGGCAAUCCCCUGCCUGAGAGCUUUGAGCAAAUGCUGAAGGUGAAAUGUUUCAGAAAUGGGCAACAAACCACUGGCAUUAGGAAGUCAAAGGAGAGUCCUAAAACUCUGGUAACACCCUUGUGA